AUGCAUAAAUUCGUGACUCCAGAAACAUUUGUACACAAAGUUGAGAAUGAUUAUUUCAUCAAGAAGAAACCCAAUCCAGAUUUAAGAACACAUAAAAAGAAAUAAAAUGAAUAGGACUUUGAGCUCUACCAGAACCUUAAGGAUUUGAGAAACAAUAAUUAAUUAAUACAAAAUAAACAAGGCUCUCUUAAAAUCAUCAACCCUUUGAGUAAAUAAAUCAAUAUGAUGGAAACCAAAAAGUAGCAGCAAGAGAAGAAAAUGAGGGAGACACAAUUCUAAUUGAAAAAAAAGAGUAUGCUCAAUGAAAAUCAAUAAAAGUUACAAUCUGACUUGAAAAAUUUAGACAAAAUAAGUGUUAGUGCCUUUAAAGAUUUUAAAGAACAAGUUAAUCUUUAUAAUAAAUAUUACAGCAAUACUAUCGGAACGGAACCAGAAAUCAGGGACAUUCAGUAUGAGGACUUAAACAUUCCUUAUCAAUUUGUAGACAAUGGAAGUAGGUAUACUUACAGAGAAAUAUUAAAUCAUGAAAUACCAGAAAUUAAUUAUUAGAAUGGCUAAGCAUAGACCAUAAUGGAGUAAGUUUUAUCCUGCUAUAAAAUCUUAGAACCAUUUCCUAAUUGAAAUUCUCAGAAGAACAAUUGGAGAAUAAAUUGCUAAACAGAUUAAAAUAACAUGUUGUGGUAAGAUAAUUGGAUUAAAUGGAAAAUGAUUAUUUGACUGCAAUAAGAAAUAACGACUUAUCAAGUCUAAAAUUGAUGUUGAUUUCAGAUGGAACUUUGAUUCAGACAAAGGAUUUUGUAUUAUUCCAAUAUAUUGUAGAUAGGGUAAACAGGUUUGCAUUUGGCUGCCAAACGCAACUAUUAUGAUAUAUGUUAAGAACUGAUAAAUUAUCAGGUUGAUGUCUUCGCAAUUGAUUAUGUAAAUUAUAAAUCUAUAAUAGGGAAGCAGAACAGCUAGGUAAAUGGCAGAGAAAUAUAAUUAUUUUAAGGUGGCCAAGUUAAUACAGAUGGAAGAGGAUUAGCGCAGGAGAAAUUUAUAAUAAUGA
Messenger RNA from Paramecium octaurelia, 1045 nucleotides. The record is from the annotation of a GenBank genome assembly. Lineage: Eukaryota; Ciliophora; Oligohymenophorea; Peniculida; Parameciidae.